This is a messenger RNA of Amblyraja radiata (thorny skate), 5443 nucleotides long. It is a transcript of the gene fbxo30a, whose product is annotated as F-box protein 30a. Gene Ontology annotation, molecular function: zinc ion binding; protein binding; ubiquitin protein ligase activity. The coding region runs from base 121 to 2496 and encodes 791 amino acids. The transcript has 3 exons. Lineage: Eukaryota; Metazoa; Chordata; Chondrichthyes; Rajiformes; Rajidae. The record is from RefSeq and is a predicted model, not a curated record.
CCGCCCCGUCGAUGUCGUCUCUCGCCGCCGCCACCGCCCCUUCCGGUAGCGCCACCUGCUCCGGGCCUGGCCUGUGGCCUGGCUCCGCCCCUCCUGGGACUCGGCGGUAGUUGACGGCGGAUGUGGAACGGAGCAUCGCGGCCUGGGGCUGGACUGGUUAAAAUGGAUCAACAUCUGCACUGCAUAAACUGUGUGAGUCGCCGCUGCAUGGUCCGACCGGAGGAAAACGUGUCCUGCAAACUGAUCGGCUGCCACUUGGUGUGCGGAGCUGUCUUCCACUCUUGCAAAGCGAGCGAGCAUCGCCUGCUGUGCCCCCUCGAGAGGGUGCCCUGCCUCAACAGCGGGUUUGGCUGCCCCUACGUCAUUGCGCGGAACAAGAUCGGCGAGCACCUGGAGCUGUGCCCUGCCAGCGUGGUCUGCUGCACGAUGGAGUGGAAUCGCUGGCCCGUCAGCUACGCAGACCGCAAGUCCUACGAGAGCUUGAGCAAAGACUGCGACGGGGUGGAGCAGCUGGACAUGGCUCUGGCCCUCCAGGACCAGCGGAUGCUGCUGGAAUCGCUCAAAGUCGUGACCACUGCUUCAAAUUCGGCUGCUAAACCCUUCCGAAACACGGAGCAGAUGCCUGCUGCUUCGGUGGUGUCGGACGAAGCCCCUUCCAGCGGCUUGCUGUCCGCCGAUGCAGAGGCUUACAGUGAACUGUACCAGGCAACGGUUGAGACGACAAGGACUUUGGCGGUGGCGCUUGACCUGUUGAACAGUGCCUCAAAAGAGCCAGAGCUGGCAAAUGGACAGCUGCCGGAGGAACGAACCGAAUGGAAUGGAGGUGUUCAGGUCGCUGCGGAGGAACCAGCUGAAGAACGGCACUGCUCAGAGAACAAUAGUGAUCUUUGCAACAGUGGGACAAGAGGAGGAGGAGGAGGAGGAGUGGAGGGUAGUGCAGAGCACGUCCCUGUGUUGGAGGGGGUGCCGUGGAGGGACUGGAACUUGUGCAUGGAGGAAAAUGGGUUUCGUGCAUUGUCAGGAAUGGUAACUGGGGCAGAUGUGGAAGCAAAUGGAUGCCUUCAGGUAAAGACCAGUACUUUGUGUAACGGUUUCCACGAAGCAGAGGUGGAAGCUUCCGCACUGGAUCAGGAGGAAAUGGACUCGUAUGGCUGCGACCAGCAAGUAGAAGAGGUGGUGAACGGCUCGUGCCAUGUCAACGACAUCGAUGACGACGGCAGUUCAUCAGAGCCCGGCCACUUCUUGCCUGUGUUUGCACAGCUGCUCACCGUGGAAAGCCUUUUAAACACGGAACAUUUUCAAGACGGAUCACUGCUUGAUGCGUGUGGAGUGGGGAGAGUGUCCGCCAGGCAUGGGGAGCGGCAGGCGCUGAAGAAUGCCACCACCUUCAAAUUGCUGGAAGGGCACAGCAGCCGCAGGGCGUACCUGGGCGACCUGAGUUGGUACAGAAGGAAAAUGGAAAGCAAAGCGGUGGAUACGUCGGAUCUGGUGGUGGACGACGAUCCUCUGGAACUGCAGGGCAUCGAUCUGAUCACAGCAGCUUUAUUGUUCUGCUUGGGAGACUCCCCCAGUGGCAGAGGGAUCUCGGACAGUCGCAGUGUGGACGGCAGCCGCGUCGAUUUGGGCACACAGACCUUCUCGUUCCCGGCAGCCAUAUUGGCCACCAACACCAUGGUGGGGGAGAUUGCCUCGGCUUCAGCUUGCGACCACGCAAACCCCCAGCUGUCCAACCCGAGCCCCUUCCAGACGCUGGGGCUGGAUCUUGUCCUGGAGUGUGUGACCAGGCACCAAACCAAGCAACGUUCGAUGUUCACGUUCGUGUGCGGACAGUUCUUCCGCAGGGACGAGUUCCCCUCGCACUUCAAGAAUGUGCACGGAGACAUUCAUGCCGGCCUCAAUGGCUGGUUGGAACACAGGUGCCCCUUGGCCUAUUAUGGCUGCACCUACUCGCAGAGGAGAUUCUGUCCUUCCACGCAGGGUUCCCGGGUCAUUCACGACCGACAUCUGAAAUCCUUUGGCAUCCAGCCGUGUGUGCCAUCUGUGUUGUUGGACAUGCAGGAGGCUCGGACCCCCAGCGUGGGAGCAGUUGAUCAGUUGAGCAGGCUGCCCUUUGAGAUUUUGCAGCAUAUUGCUGGAUUUCUAGAUGGGUUCAGUUUGUCUCAGCUGUCAGAAGUUUCCCAUUUAAUGAGGGACGUGUGUGGGAGUCUGCUACAGGUUCGGGGAAUGGUUCUCCUACUUUGGGAAAAGAGGCAGAACCUUCACGGACAGCCCUCUUGGAAAACAAAAGGCAAGGCCUGGCGAUUCAGCACUGCCUUCAGCACGGUUAGUGAGUGGAAAUUUGCAGAGAUUGCCAGCAUGGCCGACCACUUGAAAGACUGUCGCUACAACACGGUGGAGAGGACUAGAGAGGCCGUGCCAUUGCCCUGCAUGUGUGUGACACGGGAGCUCACUAAAGGAGGACGGCCUCUGCGAUCAGUCCUAAAAGCAGUUCUCUAAUCUCUUUACUCACUGGCAACGUACUGCAAACAAUUCUAAUCUUAACUGUGAUCUGUCAACUUUGUAUACAAUAUAUUUUGCUUUGAUGUGAAAUUUAUUUUUGUAGUACAGUACCUGUUAUAAUCAAGGCAAUGAAAAAGUUUUGAUGAAAGAAACAUCGAACUGAUGGACAUUUUGUGAGUGAAACUUCUCCUUACUGGAGUCUUCCAUUUGUACAUAUGGUUCCCUGCAUGGAUCUUGCCUUUAAAACCCCUUACUAUUUUACCCCUCCCCUCAGCAAUUGUAUAUCUUAGUGAAUGUCGGACGUAUGAACUUCAUACUAUGAAGGAGGUAUUUAUCAUCGUUAUUAAACCCUGACCAAAAUAUGGCAACGUCAUGUAGUCAUUUGGCAAGUCAGAUAUACACUUGGCCCAUGUGGGAAUAACAUGUUGUUGUGAGUCACAACUUGAGCACAUUCUGUUUAGAAAGAUUGUCCUAUAAAUACAGUGAGCUAGCUGUUGCAAAGCAAUAUUAUACCUCACAUUGUUCAAAAGCUAAGGCAAAGUGCAGUGGAUUCAUAUUAUGUAUUUACAGAUUUGCCUCUUUUUGCACUUUAGUUUUAGUCUCAUUUUAACUAGCUCACCAAAUGGUUAAUGCAUUGCGAUCUGUAUUUUCUCACUCGUUUUUAUUGCUCUUAUUGUUAACUUUCUGCCUUUGCAAGUGUUACCUGUGAUGUUUGAUGGUUAGAGGGGAAGGUGGCAGAUUUCUUCAAAUCUAGACCCCAGGGCUAUUUCCAGUCUUCCAACUUGAAAGGGCUGUGCUUUGUGAAUUUACCGAAAUAACUAACGACAGCAUCAUCAAAGAAGCAAAAAGCACAUGUCAAUUUGAAGGCUUCAGCACUCACUUGUGAAUGCAUUUCCCUUAGAAUUUUUUUUGAUAAUAUAUGGUGCCCAAAUUUGUUUGCAGAUAUCACAAAAAAUAAAUCUGAAUAUCCUCCCUCAUCCUUGGCAUGUGAAACCGAUUGUGUGUUGUGUUGAAGUGGUCUCACGGUUAAUCUAAUGCCUUUUCGCCACAGCUGGUGCUUUAAGUGGGUCUGAAUACUAUAAGGACUGCAGUGGGUUGUGGAAAGUCUAAAUCUAAUUUAAUGGCCUUUGCACACGAGUAUUCAUGGGUCCCAUUUGUGAAAUACAUUGGGCACUUCUGCUGUAAAGCUGUUCCCUUAAAUAUUGCUGCCUUAAACUCUAAACACUUUGAGGGAAGUACUGUACCUAGCUUGGUGCUAACAUUUAUUUACACAUCUAUUUAUGUUCCAAAAUGCAAGUUCGCACAUUUUAGUGCAACAUUUAAGAAGGAGUUGUGCUACUUUAUGAACCUCAUUUAAUUUUCAUCUUCAGUUUGCAGGGCGAGGGGUUACCAUUAAUAUCAGCCUCUGUUGCCUGAGCACCUUCAUUGUUUUAUUUUGAGAAUUUAUUGAAGCGUUCAUUGAAAACUUCCGUUGAUUGUGAAAGAACAAUAAGUAAAAUUAGCAGGUCAGACAGUAUCCCUGGAGAAAAGGAAUAGGCAACGUUUCAUGUCGAGGCUCUUCUUCAGACUGAGUCAGUGGGAAAGGGAAACGAAAGAUAUAGACAGUGAUAUAGAGAGACAUAGGCCAAUUGAAUGAAAGAUGUGCAAAUAAAUAAUUGUGGUAAUGGAAACAGACCAUUGAAAACUAGUUACAGACAAUGAAACUCACCUGGAUGACUGAAACCAGUACAACAGCUAGCGCGGGGGAGGGACUGAGAGGGAGGUGAAGUUAGAGAUAACAAUAUUCAUACCUCUAUCAGCGUUUAUCAUCGUUACCUUUUUUGCAUAUCUUUCAUUCAUUAGUUCUAUAUCUCUCAUUUCCCUUUCCCACCUGAAGAAGAGUCUUGACCUGAAACGUCACCUGUUUCAGAGAUGCUGUCUGACGUGCUGAGUUACUCCAGCUUUUUGUGUCCAUCUUCGGUUGAAACCAGCUUCUGCAAUUCCUUCCUACACAAUAAAUAAUUGCAAGUUGGUAUUGUUGCAAGUAUAAGGUGUUUAACAGCUAAGUCAUCCCAAUGAACAUUAAUGUUCAAAAUGGUGGAGCACUGGUUUGAGGCUGGUCAUCUCUCACUGUCAGGUAGGGAGUUGGGUGGGUCAAGGCAGAGAAGUCUUUAGGAAAUGUGGAGCCUAGCGUAAUGAUCCCUCUGGUUAGUGUGGCGCUUGCCCUGUGGGUGCCCUUGGUUAUGGGUGUCGCCUGAGUCUGAUCUUCUGGAUGAAGAAUACAAAGAAUUUCCUGAACUCGAAGAAUAAGAUAAAAGGAAUGCAGAAUUUGAAAUUCUUGUGCAUGAGCAUGUUUCAUUUGUGUAAUGAUAUCUGCAAAUUAAUGAUUUUUUUCCAUUCAUACCUCAGUUUCUCCAUUGAGUGUGUGUAUAUAUUUUGUUGCUACAAUUUAAGAAAUGCACUACACAUUUUGAUUGAUGCUGUUCUGAUCUCCGAUAACCGAUGCUUGCAAUUGCGUAUACAACCAAUUGCAGCCAUCAUUUUAGCUCCGUUGCUUUUUAUUCAUCCCCCAGGCUGAAACAUUUGGUUCAAUAACACUGUAAUCAAACCCAUCACCAUUUAGUUAAAUAUUACACCGGUCGGUCGACCCACAUUUACAACAUUAUUAGUUUGCUUUUAAUCCCGUGGUUCUAAAACAUCACUGAAGCCAUGUGUACUGUACUGCGUUGAGAAUAAAUUGUAUUGAAGGGUCACACUAGAUUCUCUGAUCCAAUUAUGAAAGAAGUUUUUUAAUUAAACUUCACUUUACUACAUUCUGAGGUUUGAAAUGGCAGGAGUUUUGUUGAAAAGGUUCUCCAAUCUUCUGCUAUUUUCAAUGCUACUCAAUGUUGAGCUUUUGUACUAAAUGUUUGAUUUCAUUUUAAACUUCAAGAAUUCUAAUAAAAGUGUCAUUUUAUUAACUACU